AAGGGUGGAUUUUAGACCGUUUUUCCUCAGGGUCAUGAACCAACCACUGAGCCAAGGGGGAGCGAGGAAGUGACUUUCUGUGUAGGGCGAAUAAUCCUAUAACUGACCCCUAUGGGGCUUUUCGCUUUCCCCUCUAGCAGCUGAUAGUGUGAGUGUCAGACCCAGGACACUGGUCUAGGUGGCCACUGGGCUGCUCAGGUUUCUUCCUUUUAUAUUGUGGAAUUACAUAAAGUAAAAACUAGGAAAGCUCUAGUAGUUCAUCAGCUGAAAUUACUUGUAAGAACAAGGUGCAGCCACCCAAGAGAGGAUGAGAAGGGGAAUAAAAGGAUGUUACCCUUGUUAUUGGUUGCAAAGCCACAAAGAAAGAUGGAGCCAAAUGCAGGUAAUUCAUCCAGAAUCCUUUAAACUGGUAACACAUUGAGCAAUUUGCAGAAACCUUCUCUGUGAUGCUUAAACAAGAAAACUAAGAUCUGCCAAAAUGUCCGAAAGAUCAGAUAUCCUUCACUUCAAGUUUGACAAUUAUGGAGAUUCAAUGUUACAAAAAAUGAACAAACUGAGGGAAGAAAAUAAGUUUUGUGAUGUCGUAGUUCACAUAGAUAAUGUUGAGGUUCAUGGGCAUAAAAUUGUGUUUGCUGCAGGCUCCCCCUUUUUAAGAGAUCAGUUUUUGUUGAAUGACUCCAGAGAGCUUAAAAUCUCCAUUCUGCAGAGUUCAGAAGUGGGGAGGCAGUUGCUUUUGUCCUGCUACAGUGGUAUUCUGGAGUUUCCUGAGAUGGAGCUGGUAAAUUACUUGACUGCUGCAAGCUUUCUUCAGAUGAGCCACAUUGUGGAACGAUGUACACAGGCUCUCUGGAAGUUUAUAAAACCUAAGAAGCCAUUGGAGAGCAAGGAGGAUUGUGAACAGCAAAGCGAUUCUUCUGAGUUGAAAGAACACCAAGGAGAUGAGGACUCUCUGCAACAGGAUUCACUAUGUAUUCAAACCUCAGAAGACAGUAUGGACAUGGAAGAUAGUGACAUUCAGAUUGUCAAGGUGGAGUCUAUUGGGGAGGUGUCUGAGGUUAGAAAUAAAAAAGAUCAAACCCAGUUUAUUUCUUCUGAACAAACUGCUUUACAUUCAUCAGAGCCUCAGCACUUUUUAAUCAAUUCCACUGUGGAAAACAGAACGAGUGAAAUAGAACAAAAUCAUCUCCACAACUAUGCCCUUUCUUAUGCUGGCAGUGACAAUUUCAUCAUGGCCUCUAAAGACAUGUUUGGUCCUAACAACAGAGGUAUAGACAAGGGUCUCCAAUGGCACCACCAGUGUCCCAAGUGUACCAGAGUAUUCCGGCACCUGGAAAACUAUGCUAAUCAUUUAAAAAUGCAUAAACUGUUCAUGUGUCUGCUGUGUGGUAAGACGUUCACUCAGAAAGGCAAUCUCCACCGACACAUGAGAGUGCAUGCAGGGAUCAAACCUUUUCAGUGUAAAAUCUGUGGGAAAACCUUCUCUCAGAAAUGUUCUUUACAGGACCAUCUCAAUCUGCACAGUGGAGACAAGCCUCAUAAAUGUAACUAUUGUGACAUGGUCUUUGCACAUAAACCUGUUCUGAGGAAACACCUUAAACAGUUACAUGGAAAAAAUAGUUUUGACAAUGCCAAUGAAAGAAAUGUUCAAGAUAUAACAGUGGACUUUGAUUCUUUCAGCUGUAGCACUGCUACAGACAGUAAGGUCUGUCAACAAACUGAUGCAAGCCAGAUACUGGAUGCAGGGAAAUUGGCUCAGGCUGUGCUCAAUUUAAGGAGUGAUAGCACCUGUGUUAAUUAAGCAUUCCAAGCAGCCCUUUGUAGGCAUCAUGAAGAAAGGAACAAAAGGUUGGAUUUGGGCUUUCACCAAAGCAGAUGGUAUGCCCUGAAAGGUUGUGUACAGAUUGAAUUACAAAACCUAACAGGUUGUCAGCCUUCAUUCUAGUCUUGUUAUUUUCUGUGACUAGCAAUCCUCAUGCAGGGUUUCUGUCUGUGUUCCUACUGGUGAGCAUGGGGUUAAGUUUUGGAUUUGUUACAUUUUGGAUCAUUUAAUCUGAUUUGGAGACAUGGGACUGUCACCUUUUGAAGAACUCUUGCUGUAGGCAGUCAUCAAUUAAACUAUGUGCUGUACAGUUAAGGGCCUGUGUAUGUCUGGGCAGAUAGAAGAAACAACAGAAAGGAUGAGUCUAUGAGAUAAAACCUGACUUUUACAAAAAGCACUGGAUAACUGAGAGUUAUGAAGUUCAACUGCUAAUUUAUCUGUUAAAACUUCAGUUAUUUGCCUUCCAAUCUUACCCAAAUCCCUAAAGUUAAAAUUAAAUACUUUUUUCCACGUGUCACUUUUUUGUCCCUUUUAAACUAUGUAAUUGAAUUUUCUCUGCUAAUCAGCCCUACCCCAGCCGAUAGCAACUUUCAGGAUUAUUAACAUAGAUGUAUGUUUAUAAAGAGCUAAAGCCCUGAAUGAUCUAGGUGGGUCAGGUAGAUUACAUGGUACUGUUUGUAAAGCAAAUAAAUUGCAGAUUUUUAGAAUAUGAGGCUGAUUGCCUAGGGUCAGGGUACGACUUCUUCCUUGAUGUAGCGCUACUGAGGAUGUGCUUUCACAGCAUAAUUAGCUCAGGUAAUAAUUGGAAUGCUACCCCUAGCUCAACUCCCAUCCACACACGGAAUUCUCUAGCUCAAGUUAAGUGGUGCUUUAAAUUCUAGCUAGCUAGUUGGGAGGGCGGGCGUUUGAAACUUAAGUGAUGUUGAUGCUAAACCUAGUAACUCUCUGGGGAUGCAACAACUUGAGUUACAACAAGCAUGUAGAGGACAAUAAGAGAAUAAAUAAUACCCAAUGUGGGCUUCUCAAAAAUCAUGCCAAACCAAACUAAUUUCCUUCAUUGACAGAGUUACUGUCCUAGUGGGUAGAGGGGAAGCACUAGAUGUAUGUUCCCCUCCCUCCAUCUUGAUUUUCAGUAAGGCUUUUGACUUAGACUCACAUGAUUUUUUCAUAAGGAAACGUGGUCUAGAUGAAGUUACUAUAUGGUGGAUGCAUAACUGGUGGAAAGACUGUAUUCAAAGAAUAGUUAUCAAUAGUAGCUGUCCAAUUGGAAGGCAGUAUCUAGUGGGGUCCUGCAGGAGUCUGUCUUGCGUCCAGUACUUCUCAAUAUUUUCAUUAAUGACUUGGAUAAUAUAGUGUAGAAUGUGCUUUUUAAAUGUGAGGAUUACCACCAAACUGGCAGGGAUUUGUAACACUUCGGAGGAUCAGAUCAGAAUUCAAAAUGAUCUUGCCAAAUUGGAGAAUUGGUCUGAAAUCAACAAGAUGAAAUCCAGUAAAGUCAAGUGUAAAUUUAGGAAUAAAAAAUCAAAAGCACAUAUAAAACUGGGAAUAACUGGCUGUGAGUUUAUAUUGUUGAAAAUGAUCCAGUAGUUGUAGUGGAUCACAAAUUUAAUGAAUCAACAAUGUGAUGGAGUUACCAAAAAGGUAAAUAUCAUUCUGGGGCGUAUUAACCGGAGUCCCAUAUGUAACACACAGGAGGUAAUUGUCCCACUUUACUCAGCAGUGAUGAGGCCUCUGUUGGAGUGCUAUGUCCAGUUCUGAGCAUCUCACUUUAGGAAAGAUGAGGAGAACGGGAGAGCAACAAAUUUAUAGAAGGUUUAGACAGGGUCGCCCAGAGGAUUCCGGGGGCCUGGGGGCGGCAGGCUCCCGUUGCCGAAGACCCAGCACUUCGGCGGUGGGUCCCAGGGCGGAAGGACCUCCUGCCGCAGGUCUUCGGUGCACUUCGGCAGCAGGUCCCGGAGCAGAAGGACCCCCCGCCGCCGAAUUACCGCCGAAGACCCGGAGCGGAAGAAGCUUUGGGGGCCCGGGCCCCGUGAGAGUUUUCCAGGGCCCCCAGAGCAAGUGAAGGACCCCGUUCCAGGGGCCCCGAAAAACUCUCGUGGGGGCCCCUGCGGGGCCCGGGGCAAAUUGCUCCACUUGCCCCCCCCUCUGGGCAGCCCUGGGUUUAGAACACCUGACCUAUGAGGAAAGGUUUAAAAAAAAGGGGGGGGGGGGCAUGUUUCGUCUUGAGAAAAGGAGACUGAUGGGGAGGAUGUGAUCAUAGUUUUUAAAUGUGUUGAGAGAUGUUAUGGAGAACAAUGUCCACUCGAAGGUAGCAGCAAGAGAGAUCUAGAUUAGAUAUUAGGGAAAUUUUCUAAAUAUAAGCUGUAAUGAAACAGGCUUCCAAGGAAGGUUGUCGAAUUCCCAUCAUUGGAAGUUUUAAGAACAGAUUAGAGAAACAAAUGUUCUAGGAGGUUUACUUGGUCCUGUCUCAGCACAGAGGGCUGGACUAAGUGAUCUCUCGAGGUCCCUUUCUGCCCUACAGUUCUAUUAUUCUAACUCAACAGCAACUAAUCAAAUCAGGCUGUGAAACUCCCGUAUUGCUUUGAAGUGUGGUUGCUCUCACUCAAGCUAGGCUAGCUUGAAUGCAGUAACUAAAGCAUGCUAACUUGUAGUGAAGACAAGCACUAAAGGACCACCUAUCCCUGUAUGUACUAAGACAUGGUAAAGACUUCAAAAUAAAAUUAUUGUUCUGUCUCCUAUAAACAUUGCUUCACAUAAACCACAGCAAUUGUGACUUUCAUAUUUGGUUUUAAAGCAAAGAUGGAGUGGGGAAUAUUGCUUUAUUUAUGACGUGAAAAGAAUCUCUUCAGCAGCUGAAAUGUGUAAUUCCAUACUUUUUUUUAUUAUUAUUUUAUUUUUAUUUUAAACUCUUCCUAGAGCUAUACUAGGAGCUAUGUAUGUCAGUUAACUGGGGGGAAAAUAUAAAGUUAGAUCAUAGUCUCUGUUGAAUCCUAAAAGUAUGCACUUCAUCUUGAAAAGUAGACUAGAAUUUAGCUACCACCCUACAUAGUUCAUGAAUCCUAGAGCUUUACAAGGUAAGAGUUUAGAUAGAGUAAGAUACAGGUGUCAUUGGCUGUAGAUUAAUGCAUCAGUUAUUGACUGUGAUCAGCAAUAGCUCUUUUACACAUCUUUGAAUCUCAGACCUAGAGGGAAUGGAAUGUUAACUGGGGGUUGAGAUUAUGCUGUACUUGUUUUGAAAAGUGUCAUGGAAGUUUUAAUCUAGAUGGCUGCCAUCGUAGUUGGAGUGAAAGGACCAUACUUUAAUAUCUCAUCUGAAGAAUACCAUUUACAGAAGAGCAGCACUCUUACUGAACUGAAAUGCAGUGUGGUCUAAUAAUCUACUGCUUGACCCUUGGUAAAGAACUGCUUUUCACAUUUGGAUCAAGUAUUACUUCUAAUGCAGCUGUUUAAGUCUAGUACUGUAACAAUGCUAAACUAAAAUACGACCAAAGCAUUUUAUUGCAGAAAAUAAUGUAUAUUUCAUUAUCAAAAGACAGCUUGGGUCUUGAGAAAAGGGGCAUACAAAAGUCAGAAGUUCCCAAAACAAGCAUUACAGUGAAUGAAGUGCUAAUGUUGCAAAAUGUUAUGAAAGGACACAAUCACCUUUUCAGGUAAAAAGUUUUAAAUGGCUAUUGUUGCCUGUUGUGUGUACAGUUUUGGAAUAAGUAAUGGGCAAUGGAGAGGGGGAAACAAAUAUCAUAGCAGAUUAAUUUAGUUCUGAAAUGUAACUAUUUUAGGAAACUAUUUCUUUCAGAAUCUUGGUUCAGAGACAGCUUGCAUGGAAAAAUAAAUUAAAAUUUUUAAAGAAAAAAAUAGAAAACCUGCGUACAAAAUCAGCUUGAGCUGUUACCCCAUGGUUAUGAUGUCUGAAAUAUUGCAUGUGGAUCUGAUUUCAGGCAGAAUCUUCCAUAUUGUUCAAACAUUUUGAUACUAUAAUAUUCAUUAUAUGGAAAAUGGGUUAUAGCUCUAAUGUGGACUAGAGACAAAGAAAAUCUUGUCAAUGCUUUUUCCCCCGAAUUAAGAAUUAAAAUGGAGCCUGGCACUAUUGUUAUAAAAUCUAUUUAUACAGACUAUCCAAAGGCAGCUUUGUUAUAGAAUAAAAUGAACUUAAUAUGUAGCCAAUCAUGUAUGUAUAACUUUCUUCUAAAUCACUUUUUAUUGCAAAGUUCUAACUGGCCUAGAUCCACUUGAAGUUGAUAGUGCUGUUGCUUAGUCAGAUAAAUUCUCUGGCAAUUGUCAUAAUCUGUAUGUUAAUGUGUCAAACACCAUUUACUGAUAAAUGGCUAAUCUCACAACUGAGUGUAAUGUACAAGUUCCUGCCUAUCCUAAAAAUAAUUAGGGGAAAAGUCUACCAUUACUAAAAUAUUUGAAAGACACUUUGGCCACAUUUGUAAGGAUUAUUUUUGCUUUUAGAACCUAUUUACUUGAUGAACAUACGGGUAAGAGAACUACUGUAGGUUUGUCUUACCUUUGUAUAGAAGAAUUUUACAAGUUAGUGACUCUGACAUACCUGAAGUAUCAGGUUUUUUGUGGGGUUUUUCCCCCUUCUCCUCUGUGGCAAAACUUAUAAACCUAUACAAUUUGUCACACCAGUAGUCUUAUUUGACUUGAACAUAGAGCACAUUGAAUGCAAAAGUACAGAACAUGAGAGGACUGAUGGUGAAUACUGGAGUCAUUUUGAGAAGGGAUGGAGAGUAAGGAGAGAGAGUUUAAUUAAAAAUGUGAAACAAAGCAAAACUCCAUUAAAAAUAUUACUGGUAUCCUGCA
Molecule: messenger RNA, 6625 nt
Organism: Malaclemys terrapin pileata
Lineage: Eukaryota; Metazoa; Chordata; Testudines; Emydidae
Gene: ZBTB26
Product: zinc finger and BTB domain containing 26
Exons: 3
Coding region: 479-1798 (439 amino acids)
Biological process (GO): regulation of immune system process; negative regulation of transcription by RNA polymerase II; regulation of cytokine production
Molecular function (GO): protein binding
Source: RefSeq, a predicted model, not a curated record